AUCAAAUUUUUUUUUUUUUGAGAAAAAAGAAUUAUUUUUUAAUUUAUAGAUUUAAAAUUAUGGCCGUACAUAAUUAUUCAUUAGCAUCAUCAUAUGAUCCAUUGUAUCCAUUGAGUGCACCUUGGUGGAUUUGUCGAUCCAUUUAUGAUUUAUUCGAUAUUCCAAUUCAUCAAUUUAUGCUGCGAGCACUUGGUCAAAUGGAAACAUUUCCAGUAUUACAGCAUCGAUUGGAAAAGCUUAAUCGAUUUAAUCAAUUACUUAUACCGAUCGGUGUGAUUGCAGUUGUCGUAUUGAUUGAUGGCCUGGAUCAUUUGAUACAAUUCAUUCGAAAUGAAUUGAUUCAAGCAAAUAUAAUCGAAGGAAUUCAUUAUAUUGAUGGUGAUAAUCCUGCCAAUGAUCUUUUAGAAGGUUGAUUUAAAACAAGAUAAAUUGAAAAUUUUAAAUAAACUCGAUACUGCUGCUCUUUGUUCAUCAACGAUAAAUAAAAUUUUUUUUACAAAUUUUCCAUAAUGA
This is a messenger RNA of Dermatophagoides pteronyssinus (European house dust mite), 513 nucleotides long. RefSeq lists its product as uncharacterized. The record is from RefSeq and is a predicted model, not a curated record. NCBI's taxonomy places the organism in Eukaryota, Metazoa, Arthropoda, Arachnida, Sarcoptiformes, Pyroglyphidae.